AUGGCCCCGUCGGACGACCAGAGCUCGAGCUCGCCCCUCCUCGACCACAUCGUCAUCCUCCUCCCCCACCAAGUCCUCGCCUCCCUCCCCUCCUGGAUCUCAUCCGAGUUCACCAUCCUCACGGGAGGCCGCCACGCCGACGGCCGCACCGAGAACAAGCUCGUCAUCUUCGCCGACGGCACCUACCUCGAGCUCAUCUCCUUCGUCGAGGGCCUCAGCAAGGAAGAGCGCCUGAAGCACAAGUGGGGUCCGAAACCGGACGGCACCGUCAUCGACUGGGCCUACUCUCUCAAGGAGGAAUCCGGCUUCGCCGCAAUCCAGGAGCACGUGCGCGAAGCCCAGUCCGUAGCCGUCUACGAUGACCCAGUUCCGGGGGGAAGAAUCCGACCGGACGGCACGGAGCUGAAGUGGGCCGUGGCGCUCCCGGCCGGCGCCGGAGCCGGGGCUGGGUCGGACGGAGCGGUGGAGAGGGGCGAGCUGCCGUUUUGGUGCUUCGACCGGACGCCGCGGGAGCUGCGCGUGCCCAACCACGUCGCGGAGAACACGAGGCACCCGAGCGGCGCGCUCGGCGUCCACUCCCUGGCCGUGGACGUGGACCGGGAGGAGCUCAAGAGGGCGUACGCCGGGAUCAACGGCCGGGCCGGGGAGGGCGACGACGGCGGCCGGUGGGCGUUUGACGUGCCCGUCCGCCAGUUCGACGACCCGAGACACCUUCACGUCGAGACGGUUUCUGGCGAGCGGGGCCCGUCGAUCCGCCUGUCCCUGUACACGGCGGCGGGGACGCCGAAGCGGACCAUCGCGGGCGACCUCGGCGGCGGCGUCUCUGUCGCCAUCGACCUGGUUCCCGUUUCUGGGGGUUCCUCUUGA
Messenger RNA from Colletotrichum higginsianum IMI 349063, 867 nucleotides. RefSeq names its product glyoxalase. The transcript has a single exon. Lineage: Eukaryota; Fungi; Ascomycota; Sordariomycetes; Glomerellales; Glomerellaceae. Bases 1 to 867 code for a protein of 288 amino acids. The record is from RefSeq and is a predicted model, not a curated record.